This is a messenger RNA of Achroia grisella, 1701 nucleotides long. RefSeq names its product cytoplasmic tRNA 2-thiolation protein 2 (gene Ctu2). Lineage: Eukaryota; Metazoa; Arthropoda; Insecta; Lepidoptera; Pyralidae. Gene Ontology annotation, cellular component: cytosol. The coding region runs from base 86 to 1246 and encodes 386 amino acids. The record is from RefSeq and is a predicted model, not a curated record. Gene Ontology annotation, biological process: tRNA wobble position uridine thiolation. Gene Ontology annotation, molecular function: tRNA binding; sulfurtransferase activity. The transcript has 4 exons.
AAAUACAUGCUUACUCGCUCAAUUUCUGUACUGUAUUACCUAAAUCUUUUCUAUUUUGUUUAUCUUAUCAUUUCUUUUUAAAAAAAUGUUCAAGUGUAAAAAAUGUGAAGCUAAUGGAACAAUAACUCUGAGAAAGAAGGACUGGUAUUGUAAUAUUUGUUUUCUAAAUAACAUUCACCACAAAUUCCGUUCAAUUCUAGGUAAAAAUAAAAUCCUUUCAACAAAUGAAAAGAUUUUACUAUGCUUAUCGGGCGGGACAGCUUCAACUGUUUUAUUGGAUAUGGUUCAUUGUGGAAUAUCACUCAAUAGCCAUAAAAAACUGAGAAUAGUUCCACAUGCUCUACACGUAAUAGGCCCAGGAAAUGAGGAAUAUAAUCUAAAAGUUGCAAACUCAAUAAUUAAAGCAUGCAAACACUACAGUAUUGACCUACAUAUAAUUAACAUAGCAGAUUAUGUUCAAAAUCAUAAUAAUUUGACUCAGAAUGUUAAUGUAAUACCUGAAAGAAACAGUGUUUCUUCAGAUAUGUUCUUUCAAAUUCUUAACAGCAUGCCAUCAACAGCAAGGAAUGAUUUUAUAUUAAAAGUAAAGCAAAAUUUAUAUGUGAAAUGUGCAAAAGAGAUAUCUUGUAAAUUUAUUUUCACUGCUGAAACCACAUCAACAUUGGCUAUUAAUUUGUUGUCUAACUUAACAGUUGGCCGAGGAUCUCAGGUUCAUAAUGAUGUUGGAUUUUGUGAUAAGAGAGAUAAUGAAGUAACUAUUUUAAGACCAAUGAAAGAUAUUAGCAAAGAAGAAUUGAACCAAUACAUAACCAUAAAACAAAUUGGACCUGUACAUGAUUGUGAUAUGCUGGAUAACAGUCUUCAAUCAGUCAUAAGAACCUUUGUUACUGAUCUGCAAAAUAAUUUUCAAUCAACAGUGUCAUCAGUAUGUAAAACAGCAGACAAAAUAGGUAUAUAUGAGGAUAAAAAAAUUGAGCACAGAUGUAUGCUAUGUGAGAGCAUUCUUAAAAAAAAAGAAUCGAAAAUAUCUGCACUUGAAGCAACUAACUACUCAAGACUUGUUUCUUCAACAAACAGUGAAGAUAAAAAUAAAUUUCAUGACAAUACUCAAAUAGAGAGAACCUCUUUGUCAAUGUUUCCUUACAUUGACCAAUAUCUAUGUUAUGGCUGCAGUAGGAUAUACUCAGAAAUGCCCAUUAAUGAAUUACCCAAUUGUGUAAAAGUUCUGUUUAAAACAACAUUCUAAAUGAAAAUAUUAUAUCCUAAUUAUAUGCAAUUUAUAUACAGCACUAGUAACCAGGGAUGUUAUGGAUAUGAAAUUUCGGAUACGGAUAGGUUUCGGAUAUAGGAAUGAUUAUUAUACUGGAUAUGGAUGCGGAAAUGAAAUGAUUUCGUAUUAUCCGUUAGUUUCAGAUAAUUUCGGUUACGGAAAUUAAGUUUUUAAAGAAUUUCAAAAGUAAACUACAAAUAGCUAAUAAAAUGGUUACAUAACGUGUCUCAAUUAAGCUCCGCCCCUAUCCGAUAUUACCCGAAAGUUCGGAUAGGGUAUUGUAACCGAAUCCGAAAUUUUUAACGUUACGGUGCUCCCUAACAUCCCUGCUAGUAACUAUCAUAAUCAUGGUCUAUAAGCAGAUGAAACUGUGUAUUAAAUUAGCUCCUAAAAUAAUAUAUAUAAGCAGUAGUUAUGUAUACAACAUAAAU